AUGAGUUCCUCAAAUCCUCUUUCCCUCUCUCCAACGGAAUCACACAAAACAGUACCAAACCACCACGACGAGGCUGAGACAGAGCCAACAAAGUUCAAGAAGAAUCAGAAACGGUACCAAGACCUAAUUGCCACCUUUCCUCACAUGAAAGGUUGGAGACCGAAAGCUCCGUUGAUUAAGUACCGUGGCUGCUGGUUCGUACAGCGUCUUCUGGAAGGUUGCCUUUAUGCGCAAGAGUUCUUCCAAGCGCGGUCCAUUGACUUCCUCAUUUGUAGCUCCGCAAAGACAGGUACCACUUGGCACAAGGCUCUAACUUUCGCCAUCAUCAAUCGAUCUCGCUUGGACGAUCACUCCAACCCUCUACUAAAAUGUAACCCUCAUGAGCUUGUUCCUUUCAUUGAGAUCGAAUUUGCUUUCUUCCCUCAAGUUGAUGUCAUCAAAAACAAAGGAAACACUCUAUUUUCAACUCAUGUACAGCACGGGUUAUUACCGGACUCUGUUGCGAAAUCUGGUUGUAAGAUGGUUUACAUAUGGAGAGACCCGAAGGACACUUUCAUCUCCAUGUGGACUUUCUUCCAAAAGCAAAGGUCAGACUUAGGCCCUCUCAUUACUCUUGAGGAGUCUUUUGAUAUGUUUUGUCAUGGUGUUUCUGUGUAUGGUCCUUAUCUAGAUCAUGUCAUGGGGUAUUGGAAAGCUUACCAAGAGAAUCCAGAUCAGAUUCUGUUCCUCAAGUACGAGACAAUGAGAGCUGAUCCAUUGCCGUAUGUGAAGAGAUUGGCUCAGUUUAUGGGAUAUGGAUUCACAGCUGAGGAAGAGAAGAAAGGAGUUGUUGAAAAAGUUGUGAAUCUUUGCAGUUUUGAAACGUUAAAGAGUCUUGAAGUUAAUGAAGGGGAGAAAAUCAGAGAAGACAUUCCUUUGGCUCAUUUCUCGAACAGUGCUUAUUUCAGGAAGGGGAAGGUCGGAGAUUGGCACAACUACCUGACUCCGGAGAUGGCAGCUCGAAUCGAUGGACUGAUGUAUGAGAAAUUUAAGGGCUCUGGCUUGCUUGAACAUGAUACAUGA
Molecule: messenger RNA, 1062 nt
Organism: Camelina sativa (false flax)
Lineage: Eukaryota; Viridiplantae; Streptophyta; Magnoliopsida; Brassicales; Brassicaceae
Source: RefSeq, a predicted model, not a curated record